Thermothielavioides terrestris NRRL 8126 is the source of this 1966-nucleotide messenger RNA. RefSeq lists its product as uncharacterized. The coding region runs from base 200 to 1330 and encodes 376 amino acids. Gene Ontology annotation, molecular function: syntaxin binding. NCBI's taxonomy places the organism in Eukaryota, Fungi, Ascomycota, Sordariomycetes, Sordariales, Chaetomiaceae. The record is from RefSeq and is a predicted model, not a curated record. The transcript is spliced from 6 exons.
AGCGGAAGCGGUCUGUGGACUUCUUCGUCCUCUAAUGUCAACGCCCAACCCCGCGCGAAGCGUCCAAGCUGAUCGCGCAACGGAUCUCGCAGCUGGAACUCGAUGCUGCGGGCGAGAAGGAUCAGGAGGCUGAAAUAGGUGGGUUGCAGAGCGCGAGGUUAGGAAGGCGAACCGGGAGCUGCACAGCCAGACGUCCAAGAUGAGCGACAUCCAAAAGAUCGAGCACCUAACAAAGCGCUGUUCCGACCUCUUGUCCGAGAUGAAACGGCACGAGCGGGAAAGUAUCAAGCACAAGAAGCGCGGCGACCAGUUACAGAAGGACAAAGACAACAGCAGGAACGAGCUCAACAAAACCGUGUCCUUGAAGGAGAAGUUGGAAAAGCUCUGCCGGGAGCUCCAGAAGGAGAACAACAAGUUGAAGAACGAGAACAAGACGCUGUCCGACACGCAGGUUAGAAGCCAGAACACCUGGGACGAGAGGUACUCGGGCCUUCUCAGGCGGAUGGACGAAUACCAGGAAGAAAAGGACAAUCCGCGCAAGCAGGUGGUCGACAUGGAGGUCGAGGAGUUGUUCUGCCAACGCUUCAAGUCAUUCAUCGACCAGUACGAGCUGCGGGAGCUGCAUUUCCACUCGCAGAUGCGCACCAAAGAACUCGAGGUGCAGUACCACAUGGCCAGGUACGAGCGUGAGAAGAAGAACUACGAGGCGGAGCUGGCGCGGUCGAGGCAGCUCAACGCGCAGGUGCAGACCUUCACCAAGACGGAGGCGGAACUGCGACACCAGCUCAACGUCUACGUGGACAAGUUCAAACAGGUGGAGGACACGCUCAAUAAUAGUAACGACCUGUUCACGACGUUCCGGAAGGAGAUGGAGGACAUGUCCAAGAAGACGAAGCGGCUGGAGCGCGAGAACGAGAUCCUCAAGCGCAAGCACGACCAGGUGAACGGCAACAUCAUCAAGAUGGCGGAAGAGCGCAACAAGAACCUGAGCGAGAUCGACGAGCUGCGCAAGAAGCUGGAGAAGCUAAACGGCAUCAUCAAGCAGAUGCAGCAGCAGGGCCGGGGCAUCCCGCAGGGGCUGACGGGCACGGUCGACCACGAGUACGCCGAGGGCGAGCUGGACGGCGACGAGAGCGAGUACGAGGACGACGAGUACGACGAAGGCGAGGACGAGGAGGAGGUCAGCGACGAGGGCGACGAGUACGACGACGAGACCGAGGACGAGCUCCACCAGCAGCAACAGCAACAGCCGCAGAUGUACGGCCCCGAGCGCCCGCCUCCCGCGCCGGCCGCCGCAGCGGCAACAGCAACAACGAACGGUCACCGCUAGAUUCGGUGGAGGGAGCCGGGGCUUCUACAACUGGGCCGUUGUCACCUGGGUGGAGCAUUACUCGACACGCACGCAACGCUCACUCUCAGGCGCUCGCGAUCCUCGCCGCCCGAGCUAGGCCGUUGAUGCUCUCACGUGAGCGGCCGUGAUGGACCCUUAGAAUCAUCAGCAGGCAUCCUUGUUAGUCCACAGCGUGAUGCAGUAUGCUUGUCACCAAAAGCGCUCGUCUCGGAUAGACCCCUAGUCACCCUGCUGUGUAAAAGCAUAUCCGUAGUUAUUGCUGUGCUCUCCAGAGUCAACGGCCGUCAGAUAAAGCUGCAUUUCGCACUUCUCCUUGGGUCAGGGGCGCUCCAGAGAGCCCCUGGCGGGCAGCCUAUGAGUGGGCUGGUUCUGAUGAUUCGGUGUCCGGCUUCUGAUGACCUCCGCUGGCUGAGAGGACAUCCCGUGGUCUCGUGUGUGUGCAAUUAACGGGACCAGGCAUGGCGGCCCGUUCCUAGAUUGUGUCAGGACGGAGUGAAUUCUCCGUCGGUAGUGUACCUAGUGUAACUGAGAGUGGGGCCAAGCUCGUGCAGGAGCAGGAGGAACUGCCCCUCCAAAGUUAUGCAUCAAUCCGUCAUUAUCCAUUCAUCCCGCAGC